Messenger RNA from Agrilus planipennis (emerald ash borer), 3809 nucleotides. RefSeq names its product nucleolar complex protein 4 homolog A. Gene Ontology annotation, cellular component: nucleolus; Noc4p-Nop14p complex; small-subunit processome. Gene Ontology annotation, biological process: ribosome biogenesis. Bases 81 to 1568 code for a protein of 495 amino acids. The transcript is spliced from 4 exons. The record is from RefSeq and is a predicted model, not a curated record. NCBI's taxonomy places the organism in Eukaryota, Metazoa, Arthropoda, Insecta, Coleoptera, Buprestidae.
UUUUUGGUCGUGUCAUUAAGUGUCAAAAGACCGUAAAGUAUAAGUUUUAGGCAUUUUGUAGGCAUUUUUCUGUUUUUACGAUGUCGAUUCAAGAAAAAAAUGCAAAAAUGUCCAAACUUCUUCGAAGUAAGGCUCAGGAAUUUCUUUCUUCGCGAAAAAGUUCACAUAUUUUGGAAGAAAUUGUUCGGCAUUUUAAUUCUGGCAGCGACGUAAAUUCAUGUUUAUUGGCACUAGAAUUGAUAUUUACAACUUUGCUUAAGGAUAGACAUAUGAGAAUUGAAAUUACACCUUUCAAGCCGGUACAACAUACGCCCGAAAACCAGUACAAAGAAUGGUUGCAAAAUACUUAUGAAGAAUGUUUUUCCAAAAUACUUUGCUGUGCAGAUCACCCUUCAAAUAAAGUUCAAAUACAAAGCUUUACUACUGCUAUGAAUCUACUCUCAUACGAAGGAAAAUUUCCCUUAGAGCAGAAAGGAUGUUUAGAAAGUUAUGUGCCAUUAGGGAAGUUGAAAGCUACACUUUUGAAAAUGCUUACAGGAAAUAAGAAUACAUCAAAUUUAAUUAAAAAGUUUGAAGAAUAUCUAGAAUAUAAUGAUAUGCUUUUCUUCACCUGGAAAGUUUUGCCAUCUAUAACUGCUAAAUCAAAUCCAAAUGAUAUUUAUAUCAUGAACUAUCUUAAUUUAUUGGACAAAAUGCAUGUAGAAGAGAAUGAAUCAAAGAACUGCUUAUGUUAUGGCAAUGAGGGUGAUGUAUUCAGUUAUGAUGAAAACGUCACAAAGAAAUGUUUAAAUAAAGUAUGGAGCUGCAUGGUACGUUGGGAACCUUCAUCAUCGACUCACAAAGAGCUUUUAGCAGUUUUACUAGAAAAAAUUUUGCCUCAUUUAGACAAACCACUACUUCUGACCGAUUUCUUAAUGGAUUCCUUGGAUGUAGGUGGAGCUGUCUCUCUAUUAGCCCUUCAAGGUAUAUUUACCUUGAUCCAAAAAUAUAAUUUAGAGUAUCCAAACAUUUAUGGUAAACUAUAUUCAAUGUUUGAACCUGAAAUCUUCCACACAAAAUACAAGGCCAGAUUAUUCCAAUUAGCUGACUUAUUUUUGAGUUCCACACAUCUCCCUGAGAGUCUGGUAGCUGCAUUUGUCAAGAGAAUGGCUAGAUUGGCACUAUUAGCACCUUCAGAAGAUACAAUUGUCAUCUGUAGAUUUAUAGGAAAUCUAAUAUUGAGACAUCCCGGUCUAAAAGUAUUAAUUGACCAUCCUACUGGUGGUACAACUUCUUCGGACCCUUACCUUAUGGACGAGAGCGAUCCCAUGAAGUCAAAUGCGAUAAACAGUUCAUUAUGGGAGUUAAAAACACUUCAACAUCAUAUGAUUCCAAAUGUCGCUUCAGCGGCACGCUUUAUUGACAAUCCCUUGCCGAAGGUCGAGUGGGACCUUAACGAGGCGCUUAAUUCCACUAGUGACGACAUAUUCGAUAAAGAAUUGAAAAGGAAUAGUAGACUUAUCACAUUAGCAAUUAGUAAACCAAAUCCGAACGAAAUAGAUAAGUUUGCACAGUUUUGGGAAUUGUAAAAUUGUACUAUACUGACUUAUUUUAUGUAUGUGUUUUGCUGUUCUGUUCUUCAUUUUGUAUUUUUGCCUGAAAGAUUGUUUUUUUACAAUUUAAAUAAUAGGUAUGAAAUGGACUGGUAGGUGAGGUAUGUAAAAAUAAUACACAUCGAAUCAAAAAGUCUUAUUCAGUUUGAAAAGUUCCAGUACAUUCUUUGUUUUUGAGGCAAAUGUUAGUAACAAGGCUCCUGGUGUUUAAUGUAGUUAAAAUACUUUCCUAAUGAACAGUAAAUGCCAUUAUUUGGGUUAUAGAUAUGUUGCAUUUUCGUCCUUUAAAUCAGGAAAAAGUUUAUUUUCGGGGGGGGGGGGAAAGUAUGGUAAAAAGAGUAUAGCGACCUCCCGAAAUUUUGUCGUCCGAGAAGGAAUGCUAUAGUCUAUUCUCUUGGUGCGCAAGAUACUAUUUUUUACAUACCUGAAUAAAGUCCCGAUUUUUCUUGUUAUAUGUGUACUGCAACUAGGAAUAUCUCGAUCGUGUAACCGUUCACUUGUUUACUAACAAAAAAAGGUCAGUUCUUUUGUCCUACACAGUACUAUUUUUGGAGACAAAUAUAUUUCUGUGGUAAUACCAGUGUGAUAGGUGCAUUAAAUUUUUAAGUUCUGUUGUUUUUAUAAAUUUUUAAAUAAAAUUGAAAUAUACACCUAUGUUAUUAACAUUAAAAAAAGUAAGAAUCGGCGAUAAAUAAAAAAGUUAUUUGCUUUUCUCUAAAAUUAUUAUUUUCUCAACAGAAUAUGCAUUUACUGAACAAAAUUUUAAAUAAUAGCCGUUUUAUGGGAAACAUUUAACGUAUUUAUUUUUUAUGGAUGUGAUAAUGAAUAGAAUGUAUGAAAUGUUCUGUUUCCCAUUUUAACAUGAUCAUAACAAAUUGUAUUUGCGUAUUGUAUUUUUGAAUGGAGCGGAAAAUCUCAAGCUGUGAUGAAACAAAGUAAUAAGUGAGAAUUUCGUGUUGGAGAUGGCGUUUGUGUGUAUUUUUCUUUUCAAAACAUUUACCUGCGCGUAUUUACAUUUUUGGGCACUCGUUGUGAUAUCUUUAACAAUGUGUAGAAUAAGAAAACGAUUCCAUCUCCCCUUCAACGCUUUUAAUUUUAAGUUCUUCAUUGCAAAAAUAAGUGCACAACCUUAAAUUAAUGGUAAACAUACCAUGUAGAAGAAACUUUUUUUUUUUAUUUAGGUGAAUGUGGUAGCAAUUUUUUGAAUACUGAUUAUUUGUUUUUAUCUAGUCAUAUAAUAUACCUACGCCUUCUCAAAAACAGCGGUUUGAAGAAAAAUAUUCUUUUCAAUUGUUAACAAAUAUUUUUUUCUUGUUUUAGUACUUUCAAUUUAUUUUAAAACAAAAAAUUAAAUUAAUUAUCUAACCUGGGUAUUCUAUUGCUGUUAGUAGGGUUACAUAUUAAUUUUUACUUGCAGCAAAGAGAUUAUUUUAAUUUAAGUAGGUAUAUAUUUGUUAACAAAAAAUAUAAUCUUAUUUUAGAAUUUCACAAAUAAUUAGGUAAUAUACUUUCUUUGGAGCGUUUUUGGAACCCCUAUAGCUGGGAAAUAUGGAGUGUAUCAUCAAAAAUUUUAAUGUUAUUAUCUUCAAAUUCAAAAAUAUACGUAAUAAUAGCAUAAAUUAUAUUUGUAUUAUAUGGAAAUAAAUUUAAGAAAAUUUGGUAAAGUAUUAAAUGGGGCGAUGAAACACUCUUUACAAACAUAGCUGAUAGGUACUUUAAAAACUCAGCUGAGAGUUAGUAAUGGUCAUGACUCAAUAAGAGUUACAUGUUUUUGGAAAUAUUAUUUUUAAAUUGCAAUGUUCCAUUGUAGUUUAUCAAUCUUAUACUUUUACUUAAAAUUCUUUUAAGUUGUAUGAUAUUGAGUAAAUUAUGGUUUUGUUGGUUCUUGAUUCUCAGCUGUUUGUUAAUAAAGAGUGAAAUAAAUAGAAGGUACCUAUGCAUUCCUAUUUUUGUAUCCGUUUCAUUUUUUGUUGCUAGGUUAUAAUGGUACUAAUGUAAAUAACAUUUUCUUCUACGCACUCGCAUAAAUGAUGCAUAAGCUUGGCCAUUUGUAUUUUUACAAACUGAACAAUUUUUUUGUGACUGUACGGACCAGGUUUAUGUUUUUAUAUUACUAUAAUAUGAUUGUAAUUAUUAUUACUAUUGUAUAUUUAAUUGUGCUUUGUUCAAUAUAUGUUUAAUGUAAUUCACCAAACAAUAAAUAUUGCUUUUAUACCA